CAAUAUAUUUGAACAUAUUUUUUUUAAAAUUUAAACUUGAGGUUUAUUUGCCUUAACGACGCGCCUCAAGGUAUUUCCCAUCCACCUAAUUGGCUGAUUCGCUAAUUUAAUUUUCGCCCCAUUUUCCCCCAUCCCCAGCACACUGUGCCGCGCUGCUGAGUCACUUGGCGCUCUGCUUGCCACUUGCUCGGAUCGCUGGUGCCAAGUCAGCGUCCGCAGGCGGGGCAGUUGUCGUGCUGGACUCGCUGUGUGUUGAACGCUCUGGUUUUCAUUUCGAAUGCGUGGGAUCGGCUCUAUAUAGGCUCGAUAUAGACUCGUCCGAUACCGAAAAUAAUCCGCUAAUUGCCAUAUUUCGCGUAUUCAUUCCACUACCACUGUGCGCGAUCAGUCUGCUCGGAGUGCCAGCCGCAGGAUGUGGUGGCCACUACUAUUGCCGUUGCUAGUUGCGCCCUCGUGGCAGGAGAACGCCACAGUGCCCAAUCCCAGCUAUGUGACCAAAGCGGGUUGCGAGGCGCUGGUCCAGGAACCGAGUCUCUGCGAGUGCCAGGAGCAGGAGAUCAAGUGCGAGAACCUUCAGCUGCACAGUGACAAUGUACAGUUGUACGGCAUCAGCUGCAGCAUAUUCGAUGCCAGGGGAUUUGGCCACAUACCGCCACUUAAGGUGGGCAAUAUCGGUGCGCUGAUCGUUCAGAACUGCGCCAUACCAAAUGCACAGAGCAUCAAGUACCUGCUCAGCAAACUGGGUGUUAGCAAGUACAGCGAACUGGAGAUCUUCAACUACUUCGAUCCCAAGAAAACGGAUCGCGGCGAGGUGCUGCAGCAACAUUACACGGACCACGAGGGUCUCAGGAAGGUCUCCAUCAUUGGAUUCAAGUCGGCGCUGCCCGAAAACUUCUUGGAGCACCUGCCCGCACUGGAGCAGCUGUCCUUGAAGGGCAGCAGUGACUUGCCCGGCAACAUUUUGCAUCCCUUGAAGAACCUGACCCAUCUGGAAAUUGUGGUCAAGAAUUUGGCCAAAGUGUCGGGUGCCAUAUUCGCAAAGCAGUCCAGGCUCAAGCAUCUGAUGAUCGACUGCGAUGCCAAGAACAGCAGUGUCGAAAUGUCCGCCUUUGGACCUCAGGAACUGUGGCACAUGACCGAGCUUCAGUCGAUCGAGCUCUUCAACUGCGGUGACAAUGUGCCCACCGAGUUGUUCUGGAUGUCGGAGCAACUGGCGUACAUUGGCAUAAGGAGCAACAUCAGCUAUCUGAGCAAGGACUUCCUCAAGGUGCAAAAGAAGCUGCUUACCCUGCGACUGGAAAGGAACAACAUAGCCAGGCUGCCCGAUCAGCUGUUCAGGAACACUCCUUUGAUUCUGGAGAUUCACCUGGCAUUCAAUAACUUGGAUCGCAUUCAGAGCGGCCUCUUUGACAAGCUGAAGAACCUGCAGGUGCUGAACCUGGAGCACAAUCCCAUAACCACCAUUGCCCUGAACGCCUUCACGCCCAUACCAACUGCCCAUAUCUACGUGGGCAAACUCUUCAAGGCGGCCAAGAAUAACGCGGACUGGGCCCGAUCCACGAAUGCGACUAUCUGCGAGGAGGAGUACAUCUACGGGGUGUGCAUCUACUGCAAGCGGGACGAGUAUCUGGACCACUUUGCCGACGCGGAGAACUGCAACAAGCCCAAUCCGAAGGCGAAGGAUGUGCUGGCCAAGAAGGCCUACGAGAAUCAGCUGAAGGCGAUGCCCACGCACUCCUGGAAAAAGGCCAAGGAAUAUCCCGAGAAGGAAGAGCAGCCCUAAGUUCGCAUCAGUACCAACUAGCAUUUGGAUUAUAGCUCAUUCCCACAACCAUAAUGAGAUUAAAAUAGGCUCACGAUGUUUAUCUUAAUAUUAAUCUGCUAAGUAGCUCUGGCAUUUAACACGAUUUUAAUCUGCAGCUUAGGAGUUUUCUGCACUGAAGUAACAAAUGACAUGUUUAAUUUCAAAUACUUUGUAACUUAAUGUUUGCCGACUGCAAGCUUUGAAAUGCUUCUAAGCUGUAUCAAUAAACCUACGAAAUAAAGACCCUUUAGAA
Drosophila erecta is the source of this 2057-nucleotide messenger RNA. RefSeq lists its product as uncharacterized. NCBI's taxonomy places the organism in Eukaryota, Metazoa, Arthropoda, Insecta, Diptera, Drosophilidae. Gene Ontology annotation, molecular function: protein binding. Bases 413 to 1783 code for a protein of 456 amino acids. The transcript has 4 exons. The record is from RefSeq and is a predicted model, not a curated record.